AUGUCUGCACGCCGCUUCUCUGGCCCUCCAGCUGUGACUGUGGUCAUCAAGAUGAAUGCCGCCCGCCCUCGCGCCAACUCCGAGCCUGGAGCUCACUAUGGCUCUAUUAGUCUACCCCCUGAGGAAAGACGCGUUGCUCGUGCCCUUCGCCUGCAGACUAAUUCAUACUCAAACCAUGGUUCGGCCGAAAAGCCGUGUUUACUUCCUCUCCUGGAACCUCCUUUCACGCCUUCUCCCAUCCCCGAGGAGCAGGAGCAGCCCUGUGAGAAGGGCCAGGACCCCAUCGUCACCGAUAAGGAUGAACUGGAAUGGCUUGCUUGCGCCCAGGAGCUCCCUCCUCAGCUGGGCACCGAAACCACCAGACGUUUCUGGGAUUUUUUCUCCCUUUACAGACUAAUCUUCGCCUUCACCAUCCUUGCCAACCUCAUUGUCACCACCAUAGCCAUCUCUCUCACCCGCAUCACCAGCUCGGACGCUGCCACGGGCGCCGCCAUCAACCUUUGCAUCGCCAUCCUCGUCCGCAAUGAGCACGUUGUCAAUGCCAUGUUCCGUUCCGUGUGCACUCUCAAGCCUUCAGCACCUCUGUCGGUGCGCAGAAUCGGAGCCAAAGUCUAUUCAUAUGGUGGCUUUCAUUCCGGUUGCGCGACAGCUGGGACGCUCUGGUACCUGGCCUUCACCAUUCUCCUGGGCGUCGACGUCAGGAACCCGGACAACAGGCCCGCUUUCACCCUCGCCGCGUUUGUCAGCGUACUUCUCCUGGCUAUUGGCUUGUUCGCGCUCCCUGCCUUCCGUGUCUCUCACCACAACGCCUUUGAAGCCGUUCAUCGCUACGCUGGUUGGACCUGCAUCGGCCUCCUUUGGGCCCAGCUCGGUGCCUCCGUCUUCGUCUCGCACCAGCUCCACGGCGAGUCUCCUGGGUUUGUCCUGGCCGAGAGCNCCCUGUUCUGGUGCUUAGUUGUCAUCACUUUGGCCAUUGUCUAUCCAUGGAGUCGUCUCAGAGAACGUGAAGUCCGUGUCCAGAUUCUCUCCCCAGUAGCCGCUGUGCUCCACUUCGAUUACAAGCGCAUGGACACAUGUCAAGGCAUCCGCAUCACCGACAGUCCGCUCAAGGAGACUCAUUCCUUUGCUACUAUCUCCAGAGCUGGCGACGAACAGGGCUUCAGAGUGCUCAUGUCAAGAGCCGGAGAUUGGACGUCUAACUUCAUCGACAAUCCUCCCACUCGCAUUUGGGUCAAAGGUGCACCUAUCUUUGGCGUGAUGCGCGUAGCUCUCAUGUUCAAGAAGGUCCUUGUCGUUGCAACCGGCACUGGCAUUGGUCCAUGUCUCUCGCUCUUGGAAAGCUGCCCCGAACACCCCAUGCACGUACUCUGGAUGAGUUCCAACCCUAGAGAAUCCUUCGGCAACGCUAUCAUCAAUUCGGUCUACACAGCAGACUCCGGCGCAUGUAUCGUCGAUACAUCCAAGGCAGGCAGGGGCGAUAUCGUCAGGUUGGCCCACGCCAGAUAUGUUGAGACUCAAUCAGAAGCAAUCAUCAUCAUCUCCAACGCCAAAGUCACCAGAAUGGUGGUCGGCGGCCUUGAGUGCCGUGGCAUUCCGGUGUUUGGCGCCAUCUUCGACUCCUGA
Molecule: messenger RNA, 1623 nt
Organism: Aureobasidium uvarum
Lineage: Eukaryota; Fungi; Ascomycota; Dothideomycetes; Dothideales; Saccotheciaceae
Source: the annotation of a GenBank genome assembly